GUUUGACCCGCACGAUGAAAAGCUGUACGUGCGCUACAUGAGUUUUACUGCGAAAAGUACAGCAAUUUUACAUGUGGUCGAGACGAUGGAGUCAGAAAUAAAAUAACAGAGGCGACGGAAGCCCCAGGUCUCUGUAGGACUCCAUCAAGCCGAGGGGGCCGCAACAGAAAUGGCAAACCUGAACUGGAAGCCGUUUGUCUACGGGGGAAUGGCCUCAAUUGUUGCAGAAUUCGGUACCUUCCCUAUUGAUCUGACAAAAACACGGCUGCAGGUUCAAGGGCAGACCCACUGUAUGGAGGUCCGCUAUCGGGGCAUGUUCCACGCUUUGUUCAGGAUUGGACAGGAAGAAGGCAUCCGGGCAUUAUAUUCUGGGAUUUCCCCCGCACUGCUUCGUCAGGCAUCAUAUGGGACAAUCAAGAUUGGUACAUACAACACACUAAAGAAACUGUUUGUUAGUCAUCCUGAAGAUGAGACCAUGGUGAUUAAUGUGUUCUGUGGUGUAGUUUCUGGUGUUUUGUCAUCCUCUUUGGCAAAUCCUACUGAUGUGCUAAAGAUCCGAAUGCAAGCUCAAGGCAGUCUGUUACAUGGCAGUAUGAUGUCCAACUUCAUCAGCAUUUACCAGACAGAGGGCACUCGAGGCCUGUGGAGAGGUGUCAUUCCCACAGCACAAAGAGCGGCCAUUGUGGUGGGUGUGGAGCUACCGGUCUAUGACAUCGCCAAAAAGCACCUGAUUCAUUCAGGGCUGAUGGGAGACACAAUCUUCACACAUUUCAUUUCCAGUUUCACGUGUGGUCUGGCUGGGGCUCUGGCCUCCAACCCAGUGGACGUUGUGAGGACACGUAUGAUGAACCAGCGCAUGCUUGCUGGUAACCCGAUGUACAAAGGUACCCUGGACGGGCUCAUGCAGACCUGGAAAAAUGAGGGUUUCUUUGCCCUUUAUAAAGGCUUCUGGCCCAACUGGCUGCGUCUGGGGCCUUGGAAUAUAAUUUUCUUUAUCACAUUUGAGCAGCUGAAGAAGCUUCCAUUGUAGCUGAGUAAGUCGCUAGUCUGGACUAUGUGCAUGUAUGUGAGGCUUCAUUCAUUAAGCGUUCACCAUCCCAUCUCCAUCACUUACCUGUAUGUUUAUUUAAGAACUUGUUUUAUUUUCAUCCUCUUUUGUAUUUGUACAUAUUUCAUAUUUUAAGACACUCAUUUUUGUACCUAUAUGCCUGAUUUUUCAAUCCUGGCAGCUAUUGUCCAUCAGCACCAUGCUCUGUAGCCAGGUGGAGUUACAAUCAUGUACACUUGGCCAGCCUGUAGCCACACAGGUGUACAUUUGAGGCAAAGGGCUAUAGGUUAAAAUGGAAACCACCAGGCAUUGUUUCUUGCCAUUGGCUUGGGAGUUUGGCAUCUUUUUGUGCAUAGCAUUGUAACAAAUGUUUCUGAGGACUCGUCCAACAGAUGGAAAUGUAGGAGAUGUUUAGUGAUUAACUGAAUGCUGUUAGUGGAAAUAUGUUCUGUUUCAUAUCAGAACUCCUAGAAAUAUUUGAGGUCAGCAUGCUCCAAAUGUGGCAUAACAAUUACAAUGGUAUUCAUUAGUUAUGGCGUCAAUAACAGGAAAUGCCUUUUUGUGUUAUGCACACAGUGCAGACAUGAUUGGUUGUCCAUGUUUCAAAUCAUGAAUUGUUGAAUCCUUUGAACACUUGUGUGCUCAAAGCGUUUCCCCCCUUAUAUUCAAAAAGUCUGUAAUAGUUUGUGCUGAGCUUGAACACCAAUUUCCAAGCACCUGUUUAAAGAUUAAAAUAUUAGCACAUACAGAGCUUUAUAUUUUAAAUCAGACUAUGUGGAAAAACAGGGUGGGUUGCAUUUGGGUGCUCGCCUCAUUGCCAAAGACUGCAUGUAUUGAAACAGAACUGUACUGUUGUUGCUGAGUUUUUAAAAGUGACACAUUAUUAUUAAUAUUGGUAAAGUACAGUUAUAUAUGCAUAACUGUUUGUCAUCUAUAUUUCAAGCCUUAUCAGUUCCUGCUUUGAUAUGUAUGCCUUCUACUGAUCUGUUUCUGCCUUGUAUUGUGCUUAACAAAUCGAAGAAUUAUAUAUUUAUUUUGCACCUUUGUUCAUAACUUGUAACAUGCUCAUAAAUAAAUCAAGCUGUAUUGUACACUUCUAAUCAAACAAUAUGUCUUAUGUAUUAAAUGUUUUCGUAAAGAAAUAGCUCACACAAAAAUGUUCAAAUGUGUUGUUUACCUCUUGCUGUUCCAAACUUGUAUGACUAUCUACCUUGAAACGUGACAGGAGAUGUUAAGUAGAAUUACAGCAUCAGUCACUACUUGCUUUAAUUCCAUCCUUUUCCAUGCAACCAAAGUAAUUAGUGAAGUAGGCUGGCAUUCUGCCCUAUAAGGCUGUCAAAUUAAUAUAAUAAUAUAAAAUGCAAAUAUUCGGUAACAUUUAGAAGGAAAAAAAUGCACAUUGGAAUGCUUAAAUGGUGCAUUUGAAUUUUUAUUGUGUGCCAAACAUUUACGAUGACCUUUUGGACUGUUCAGACCGAUCGCAUUCUUGCGCUAGAAAAAGCUAGGUGCCGCGCAACAAAUGUCAAAACGCAGGUGACUCUAAAGGCGUUUUUAAAGGUUUCAGUUCUUUUCAACUUGACACCCCAUCUAAAAUAAACAUUGUUCCUUAACGAGACACUUAAAAAAUCUGUGAGAAAGCGGAGUAACGGUCAAUAACGUCCGUCUAGCGCAUGUUUACUUAAAACAUUCGAAAAAACGGCACUGACUGACUCAAUUUGUUCGGUGUGAAUGACCCUGCGUACACACGAAGUUGAGUCAAGUUUAACUUUAUUCAAAUGAAGAGAGAUUUACGGGAGCGACAGCCAAUACGAGAGAAGACGGUAGAGCUCACGUGAUCCUUCUCUCUCUCUCAGCUCCUGCAGUAAUCAGGGGACCCACCCUGUGCAGCAGCUCAUCAAACUGGUCCCUGUCAAGCCUGAAGUAAUGCUGGAACCGGACUUCAUCCAGCCGCAUCUCCUGUACCAGCCGGUGGUACUCACCGUGCUGACUCCGAGAUUGAAUGGUUUUGACAGACCGGCGUUUGCGUUUUCGCCGCAGAUAAACAACCGCUAAGAGCACGCCUUGUUUCUCGUUCGUCUUUGAUAUAAAGCAUUUUAUGUACUGAUUCCAUUUAUAUUUCGUCUUUUCCCUCCAAAAUGUUUGUUUUUAGCGGCAAGAAAAGUGAUUCGCUGUCAACAUCAACAAAGUCGCUGGCAGUGUACGCAGCAAUGUGUUUUAAAACUCAUUGCUUGUUGAAAGGAGUUUCAUUGGUCCACAAGAGGGUGCAACGAAUCUAGGCAACAGUGAUUAAACAAUCUGGUGAUCACUGACGUUGUUGCUUUUAUUUCCUAACUGAAAUAAUUUCUUUAAAAUUCAAAUUAAAUCAAAUAUAAUUUUAAUUAUGGUAAUAUUAAUGUUAAAAAAAAAUCAUUUAGUUUCUCAGCCCCGUUGACCGCCCUACUUUGGGUUGAAACAACAUGAGUGUGAAUAAAUGAUGAAUUUUCAUUUUUGAGUAAAUUAUCCCUUUAGUUAUAUGGGCAAACGUAUUUAUAUGACUAAGGGGUUGAGGUUAAUUAUGUGCUCUCCUGUUUGAUAUACAUGCUUCUAUGUUUUUCUUAAACUUUGGCUUUUGCUGGAUUGGUGAAGAGCAUGGUGCAUGAUGUUCUUCUCUGGUUAACUUGUGAAAAUGCUUAUUCCCAUGUGUAACAAAGACAAAAAAAAAAAAAACAAACACAUUAAUUCAUGCGCCAGUAUUUUCGCUUUAAUGUACUUUGAGCCUCUCCCAGAUCAAGGUCGAGAACCUCACAUUUUCUGCUAUUAUGUUCUCGCACUGUUUUAUUCAUUUUAUCAUAUGCUUAUUAUUUUACUUUGAAGAUCUCCAAUGAUUUUUUUUAUUCAGAGGAUAUUUAAUUUACAUUUGUAUUUCUAAAUGAAUAUACAGUUUAGUAGAGGUACUUUGAGUUUGUUAGAAGUUAAUUUCUUUUUAAAUGUAGGUCAUAAAAUGUACGUACAGCACGAUGAAUGUUCAGACUGCACAAUGUUGGAAUAAGUUGAAAAUGUACAAGUUGUAUUAAAAAUGCCCUUUUAGUGUUUUUUUUUCUUUUGCUUUGUCACAUGUAACUGUGCACCCUGACAAUAAAUAAAAUGUUC
Molecule: messenger RNA, 4177 nt
Organism: Xyrauchen texanus (razorback sucker)
Lineage: Eukaryota; Metazoa; Chordata; Actinopteri; Cypriniformes; Catostomidae
Gene: slc25a14
Product: solute carrier family 25 member 14
Exons: 9
Coding region: 170-1030 (286 amino acids)
Biological process (GO): mitochondrial transport
Cellular component (GO): mitochondrial membrane
Source: RefSeq, a predicted model, not a curated record